This is a messenger RNA of Guillardia theta CCMP2712, 1872 nucleotides long. RefSeq lists its product as hypothetical. The transcript is spliced from 22 exons. The record is from RefSeq and is a predicted model, not a curated record. NCBI's taxonomy places the organism in Eukaryota, Cryptophyceae, Pyrenomonadales, Geminigeraceae. Bases 1 to 1872 code for a protein of 623 amino acids.
AUGGCAAAGUGGGAGGAGCUUGCAAGAACAACCUUUCCCGGGUAUUCUGCAAAGAUACUUCAACAGCGAUGGUUCGAGAUCAAAGAUCGGCCAGGACUGGAGUACAAGCUGUAUGGAGGUUAUAAAGGGCAGGCGAUGGGCUCACCGGAUUCUCACAGCUGCUCUAGGGGAGGAUACGGAGGGAGGACCUUCAACCGCAGCGAGAAGGCAAACAACGCCCCUCCCCUCCCUUCAGCGACUGGAACUACGAUCGCCGGAGGGACAGUCAAUCGCAGACCAGCCUCGGCAUCUGCUGUGAGGAUUUCUGCGACGAGACAGAGUGCAGUGGGCCAGCUCAGAGGGGCGACCCUUGCCUCGAGUCAUGCCCCGGUGCUGGCGUUUUCCAAGGUUCAGGACAAGGGAAAGUCCUCGUCAGCUUCACGUGAAGCGGACAAGAAUCAAGAUCAGAGCAGCUCGCAGGGUCAAGGGACUGCUGGCAAUGCAGCGAACAAGAACGUGCGGGGUGCUGAGUGUGAAGAACUGAUUGUUAUACACGUGUGCGAUGAGAACAGGGGUAUAAACAAAGACUUCACUUGCAGAAAGGAUGUUCUGUUGUCAGAGAUGGCAUACUUCCAAUCAUACCUGAAUGGAAGUGAAGCGAGUGACGACAUCGACAUUUCUGUUCACUGUGACAUUCAAAUCUUUCAGUGGCUCAUUAAGUACCUGAACGAGCCCAACUCUCCUCCACCUCUCGACAGUAUGACCUCCCUUUGCCAUGAUAUGAUUCCUGACGGCUCGGCAGCGACAAACCUCAGCGCCUAUCUCACGCCCGAGGAACUGGAAGACCUGAAUGACAGGAGGGACAAGUUGUUGAGUAGACUGUACAUGAAGAAGAUAGAAGCGCUGUUUCAAUCUGAUGACAACAUGAUAAGCCGAUGCGCGUUUUGCGGCAAGUUGUUUGCACUCAAGAACAGGAGCAAGAUGGCCUGCUCCAAGGCCAAGAUCUUCAUAGACUUCAACGGCAGCGUGAUUGCCGAACACGCCCCGGUUCCUAACUGGGAUGUCAACAAGUACUUGCUGUCGCUGAGGGCAAGGAAGUUGAGCUGGAGGGAAAUUUAUUGGAAGAUUUGGGGUAUGAUUGCAACGAUGCGCUGCAAAGUUUGUGGCAACUACUUCACGGCAUCUGAGCUGGAGCAUUGCGCUUUCUGCCCUCAACAGCCGCUGUUCCGUCCCGGGCAGAACAUGGGGAUGUACCCCUGCUGCAACACCCCGGCGAUACGGUUUGACACCUCCAACUUCACCAAGACGAGGAGGGGAUGCUGCGCCAAGUCUCACGUGAUCGACGAGGAGAAUGCCGAGGAUGCGAGUACGCUGACGCAGCUGAUGAAGCGACACGCACUCGUUUGCGUUCCGUUUGAGGAUGCAAACAAGGAGAACUUGGUCUUCUCCAGCGAUGACGAGGAUGGCGGGGAGGAAGAUAUCCAGGAGGACGAAGCGCUUUCAGGCACCUGCGAUCUAGCCAUCCCACAGUACGAAGACUCUGCUUCCGACGGGGAGAGGGACAUCGCUCGUCAACGCGUGCAGCGUAUGCGAGUCAACAACGCGCACCAGGGGAUACAGAGGAAGCGGAAGGUGACGAAGAGAAGCGAGGGCAGGAACAUGUCGGGUAGCAGGCCAGCUGGUUCAGCAGACCAGAACCAGUGGAAGCAGGAGAUGUGGCGCGAGGAAGACGCCCGACGGUUAGCAGGCUGCCAAACAAGCUUCUCCCUUCCGAUCUCGGCCGACGUCAUCGACGGCUCCACCGCGAUCGAACAGGCAACUGACACGACCAGCGACAGCAGUCUAUCAGAAGCGAAGUACAGGGGGGGCGGGAUAUGCGUCAACAGCGGCUAG